UGGGGUAAUGGUCCGUCCCAGAGUGUGGCGCUCAUCCCGGAGGGUGGCAAGCCAGAAUGGUACGUCCCUCGGCCGCACACCGCCCCGGUCCUCCCGGCUGCCUCGCUUCUGCCUCCCCCGAGCCAACAGAGCGUAGUGGGCUGAACCCAGAGGAGGCGGGGGAGCCGGGCCGGGGACCGGUCUGAGCCGGUCUGUGGCGCAGGCGCAGUGCGGAUAAACAGGAAGCGGGCGGCCGGGGCAGCGGCGGAGGCAGCGCAGGGGCUCCGGUGGGGCGUCUGGCCGCGGAGACAGGGCUGUUGGAGGGCGGCGGCCGUCGAGGACGAGCGAAGGCGCCUCGGCCCUCCUCCCGUGGACACGGGGCGGUGGCCUCGCCCUCCGCUCAGGCCCCCGGCUCCCAGCCCGGGCGGAGGCAGCGGCUGACAAAGGGCUCGAGCCGGUGCCGCCGCCCUUCUCAUCCGGGCACUCCGGGCCCCCGCCGCGAGGAAGGGGGAAGGGCGGAGGGGGAGGGGAAGGAGCCCGGGAGGCGCGCGUUCGGAGCCGCGGCCCUUUGCAGGGCUCCGGGCCUGUGGCCCAACGGACCGAGGCCGAAGAGGCGCGGCGGCGGCGGCGGCGGCCGGCGGCAGGAGGAUGGUGCAGAAGGAGAGCCAGGCGGCGCUGGAGGAGCGGGAGAGCGAGCGCAGCGCCAAUCCUGCCGCCGCCUCGGGGGCUUCGCUGGAGCCGCCGGCAGCUCCGGCCCCCGGAGAAGACAACCCAUCCGGAGCCGGGGCGGCGGCUGUGGCCGGGGCGGCCGGAGGGGCCCGCAGGUUCCUGUGCGGCGUGGUGGAAGGAUUUUAUGGAAGACCUUGGGUUAUGGAGCAGAGAAAAGAGCUCUUUAGAAGGCUUCAGAAAUGGGAAUUAAAUACAUACUUAUAUGCUCCAAAAGAUGACUACAAACACAGGAUGUUUUGGCGAGAGAUGUAUUCAGUGGAAGAAGCUGAGCAACUCAUGACUCUUAUCUCUGCUGCACGAGAAUAUGAGAUAGAAUUUAUCUAUGCCAUCUCACCAGGAUUAGACAUCACUUUUUCUAACCCCAAGGAAGUAUCAACAUUGAAACGCAAAUUGGACCAGGUCUCUCAGUUUGGGUGCAGGUCAUUUGCUUUGCUUUUUGAUGAUAUUGACCAUAAUAUGUGUGCAGCAGACAAAGAGGUGUUCAGUUCUUUUGCACAUGCGCAAGUCUCCAUCACAAAUGAAAUUUAUCAGUACCUAGGAGAACCAGAAACUUUCCUCUUCUGUCCUACAGAAUAUUGUGGCACUUUCUGUUAUCCAAAUGUAUCUCAGUCUCCUUACUUGAGGACUGUGGGCGAAAAGCUUCUGCCUGGAAUUGAGGUGCUUUGGACAGGUCCAAAAGUUGUUUCAAAAGAAAUUCCCGUAGAGAGUAUUGAAGAAGUUUCUAAGAUCAUCAAGAGAGCGCCAGUGAUCUGGGAUAACAUUCAUGCCAACGAUUAUGAUCAGAAGAGGCUGUUCCUGGGCCCCUACAAAGGAAGAUCCACAGAGCUCAUCCCACGGUUAAAGGGAGUGCUGACAAAUCCAAACUGUGAAUUUGAGGCUAACUAUGUUGCCAUCCACACCCUUGCCACUUGGUACAAAUCAAACAUGAAUGGAGUGAGAAAGGACGUGGUGAUGACUGACAGUGAAGACAGUACUGUAUCAAUACAGAUAAAGUUAGAGAACGAAGGCAGUGAUGAAGAUAUUGAAACAGAUGUACUCUACAGUCCACAAAUGGCUUUAAAGCUGGCUUUAACAGAAUGGUUGCAGGAGUUUGGCGUACCUCAUCAGUACAGCAGUAGGCAAGUUGCGCACAGUGGCGCUAAGGCAAGUGUGGUUGACGGCACCCCGUUGGUUGCAGCGCCCUCUUUAAAUGCCACAACUGUAGUUACAACAGUUUACCAGGAGCCCAUUAUGAGCCAGGGAGCAGCUCUGGGUGGUGAACCUUCAGCUCUGACCAAGGAAGAAGAAAAGAAACAGCCUGAUGAGGAACCCAUGGACAUGGUAGUAGAAAAGCAAGAAGACUCGGAGCACAAGAGCGACAAUCAAAUACUGACUGAGAUUGUUGAAGCUAAGAUGGCAGAGGAAUUGAAACCAAUGGACACUGAUAAGGAGAGCAUAGCUGAGUCAAAAUCCCCAGAGAUGUCUAUGCAGGAAGAUUGCAUCAAUGAUAUUGCUCCUAUGCAGACUGAUGAACAAACAAACAAGGAGCAGUUUGUGCCGGGUCCAAAUGAAAAGCCUUUGUACACUGCAGAACCAGUGACUCUAGAGGACUUGCAGUUACUUGCUGACCUCUUCUACCUUCCUUAUGAGCAUGGACCCAAAGGAGCCCAGAUGUUACGGGAAUUCCAGUGGCUUCGAGCAAACAGUAGUGUUGUCAGUGUCAAUUGCAAAGGGAAAGAUUCCGAAAAAAUUGAAGAAUGGCGGUCACGAGCAGCCAAGUUUGAGGAGAUGUGUACAUUGGUGAUGGGGAUGUUCACUCGGCUCUCCAACUGUGCUAACAGGACAAUCCUUUAUGACAUGUACUCGUAUGUGUGGGACAUCAAGAGCAUAAUGUCUAUGGUGAAGUCUUUUGUACAGUGGUUAGGGUGUCGUAGUCAUUCUUCAGCACAGUUCUUAAUUGGAGACCAAGAACCCUGGGCCUUUAGAGGUGGUCUAGCAGGAGAGUUCCAGCGUUUGCUGCCAAUUGAUGGGGCAAAUGAUCUCUUUUUUCAACCACCCCCACUGACUCCUACCUCCAAAGUUUAUACUAUCAGACCUUAUUUCCCUAAAGAUGAGGCUUCCGUGUACAAGAUUUGCAGAGAGAUGUAUGACGAUGGAGUGGGUUUACCCUUUCAAAGUCAGCCUGACCUUAUUGGUGACAAGUUAGUCGGAGGGCUGCUUUCCCUAAGCCUGGACUACUGUUUCGUCCUAGAAGAUGAAGAUGGUAUUUGUGGAUAUGCCUUAGGCACUGUAGAUGUGACCCCCUUCAUUAAAAAAUGUAAAAUUUCCUGGAUUCCCUUCAUGCAGGAGAAGUACACCAAGCCAAAUGGUGACAAAGAGCUCUCAGAGGCAGAGAAAAUAAUGUUGAGUUUCCAUGAAGAACAGGAGGUGUUGCCAGAAACUUUCCUUGCCAACUUCCCUUCUCUGAUAAAGAUGGAUAUUCACAAAAAAGUCACUGACCCAAGUGUUGCCAAGAGCAUGAUGGCUUGCCUCCUGUCUUCACUGAAGGCUAAUGGCUCUCGGGGGGCUUUCUGUGAAGUAAGACCAGAUGAUAAAAGGAUUCUGGAAUUUUACAGCAAAUUAGGCUGUUUUGAAAUUGCAAAGAUGGAAGGAUUUCCAAAGGAUGUGGUUAUACUUGGUCGAAGCCUGUGACAUUUUUUUUUGCACUGUGAACUGUCCAAAAGUCUCUUAACUCCACCUUGUGGUUGGUGGUUGAGGUCUUCACACAGUUCAGUCUCUGGAGCGGCAGCAGAUCAGCCAGUUGAAUUGGAAACAAAGAUGACUGUAAAACUCACCCAUCACGUCCUCAGUGCUCACUGGUUGGGAGAAGAUAGUCCUGCUGCAUACCCUAUGUGAAACGAACAUGGCGUGCUCCUUUGGGUCUUGUCUUAGGUGUCAGGGCCUCUUCUGUGAGGUUCCUUAGGAAGAGGUUCUUAAAUAAAUGUAGUCAGCACUAUUUUCUGCAUCCAGUGUGGUUGCAUUUCUCACUGAAGAGUAAUGAAGAUCACUCUGUCUUCUCCUUGGUGUGCUGGAUGCAACGUUUCUGUUCUUUGGAGACAUGGCAGGAAUGAGAAAGAUUUAGUGAGUUUCAACUUGGGGCAAUUUUUCUGCUUUCUGUAAAGCUCUGGCCAACUGUCUUCUGUAACUGUUGGUUCAGGCAGUUGUGCUUUGUAGGGACAAAUGUGCAUUUGUUUGUGGCAAAGGCCUAAACUGACAAACUUGUAAAUUUCUUUGUAUAUAGACUAGCUGUAACCUGACUAUUCUUUUUUGUUUACUGUUUUUAUAUAUUAUGUUUUGUUUUUUUUUUUCCUUUGAAAAUGAAAGGUGUUGGUUUAGGAUGGCACUUUCAAUAAUGUAAACCAUGAAUGGUAGAUUUCCUUUACAUUUGUCUUUUUCUUCCUAAGAAGUUUUAUUUUUCAAGUGCCUCCCACCUAGGGACAGGCCAUGACUAUUGGGGGUGUGAGCACCUAACUUCAUAUGACUCAAAUCUGUUGGGAAUUGCAGUUACUUCUGGAAAUUAACCUUACUAGCAGAUCCGCAUGUGAAAUGUUCUGACCUUGUCAAGUAAGGGUAAGGGGACUGGCAAGUGGUCUUAUUUGCCCUUAGAACAGUUGUCAUUUAAUCUCAAGACCUAUUUAGCUACUGGCUUAAUUGAAUCAGUCUUUAAUUCUUGCAUGUUUGUAUCUAUUUUUUAAAAGAAUAAGUAUAUGUUAACCAUGAGUAUACUUUUUCUUUUAAUUAGCGAUCCUGAAAACUUCAUGUAUUUUUAAUUUAGAUUUGGUGAGUUUAAGGGGUUUGAGCAUGAAGCUGGCAGAUAGUCUGCAGGAUUUUUUCUUCUUUUAAAUCAUGGCUAGCUAACUAGUAAUUUCUUCAUAGAUUUUUCAACAGUAUUUUGUUAAUCUUGCUUCCCUCCGGUUUUACAUCAGCUUUUGAACUUUGAGCUGAGGGGGUGGGGAGAGAGAGAAAAGGAAACUUGAAACAUUUUCUUUUAUAGAACUCCUGUGUGAGCUUUUGAGAGUCUUAUAUUUAGCACUCUAGUGUACCUAGUGGCUUCCACCGGAGGCCCAGGAGUGUGCUUGAAAUAAGCCACCUCAUCAGGGUAAAAACCGUGAUAGGAUUUGUUGGAAAACUGAAAUCAAGUUUGGUUUUGAAGGCUUGAGGUGAAGGGCAAAAUUGUUCUAGAUAGAUAGUAAGACCGUUCACUGUUCUCAGCUUUCUCUGAAUACACCCCAGGCCUUCAGUGGGAAUUACAAUGCUUUAUUUGGAGGAUUUCUGAGUCACUUUCAUAUGGAAUCAGGAAUUUUAAAGAAGUUGCUUUUUGUUUGACUUUGAGUAAUCAUUUGGGAUGAUCUUCUGGACAUAACUGAAGCAUGUCCAGGUCUAUACCGUCAUUGCUCUAGGAUAAAGUGCUAUGCCAUCUUCCAUGGUUAUGAAUACUAAGAUUGGAACAACAUUUCAUUGUUUGGAUCACAGCUCAGUUCCUGUAGAAAACGAACUGUAAAACUAUCUGCAGACCAUGCAAGAGGCAAAAUAAAACUUGAAGUGAA
Molecule: messenger RNA, 5273 nt
Organism: Meriones unguiculatus (Mongolian gerbil)
Lineage: Eukaryota; Metazoa; Chordata; Mammalia; Rodentia; Muridae
Gene: Oga
Product: O-GlcNAcase
Exons: 16
Coding region: 628-3378 (916 amino acids)
Biological process (GO): glycoprotein metabolic process
Molecular function (GO): beta-N-acetylglucosaminidase activity
Source: RefSeq, a predicted model, not a curated record